ACCCCCGGUGCCGGCCAUGGCUGCGGGGCUCGUGUGCGCCUUCCUCACCCUCCUCUUCCUCCCAGCGGUCCGCCCCUGGGGGGUGCUGGAGCUGCGGGUGCUGUCGGCGCGGGGGGGGGCGGGGGGCCCCCUCGUUUUCCGCCUCUGCCUGCGCCCCCCCGGGGGGGGCGGCUGCUCCCUGGGGGUCACCCACAGCCCCCCCGGGCCACCCCCGCGCCCCGGAGCCCCCCGGACCCUGCGCCUGCCCCUCGCCUACCCCUGGCCGGGCACUGUGUCCCUCAUCAUCGAGUCCUGGCGGCUGGAGGAGGCUGAAGGCUCCGGGGCCCCCCGGGGCCGCCUCCUUGGCCGCGCCGUGACCCGGCAGCACCUCUCCCCUGGGGGGCCCUGGCGGGGGGGGGUGGGGGGGGGGCUCCGCUUCGGGACCCGCCUGCGCUGCCGCCCCCCCCCCUGCGCCCGCCGCUGCCGCCCCGCCCUCCCCCCCGCCUGCCGAGGCCCCUCUCCCCGCCGCUGCUGGAGCCCCCCCCGCCGGUCACGCCAGCAACUCCGCAGGGCCCCGCUGCGAUGGCCCCAGCCCGGCCCGCGCACAGGGAAUGGCACCGGGAGCACCGGGAAUGGCACCGGGAGCAUCGGGAAUGGCACCAGGGACACCGGGAAUGACACCGGGAGCACCAACGGUGGCACUGGAAGCGCUGGAGAUGGCCCCAGUGGCCCCAGUGGCACCGGCAUCGGCAGCACUGGAAGAGAUACUGGGAGCACCGGGAGAGGCACCAGGAGCACCGGGAAUGGCACCGGGAGCACCAACGGUGGCCCUGCAGGCACCAGCGCUGUCACCAGUGAUGGUACUGGGAGCACUGGGGACAUUGGGAAUGACACCGGGAGCACCGGGACUGGAGCACCGGAAGCCAUUGGGAUGGAUCCAGGAGUACCGGGAGCACCGGGAGUGGCACCAGGAGCCCCAGUGAUGGAUCCAGGAGCACUGGGAUCACCGGGAACGGCUCCGGCGGCUCCGGGAUCGCCCUCGCCGGCCCCGGUCCCCCUGGAGCCAUCCCCGUGCGCCCUCGGGCCCUGCUUCAACGGCGGCGCCUGCGCCCCCCGCGGCCGCGGCUUCUCCUGCCGCUGCCCCCCCGGCUUCCGCGGCGCCAACUGCGAGCGGCGCAGCGACGGCUGCGCCCUGCAGCCGUGUCUGCAUGGCGGGCAGUGCCGCUCCGUUCCCGUUCCCUCUCCCGUUCCCCCGUUCACGUCCCCUUCCCCCCACCCGCCAGGCGGGCAGUGCCGCCCCGCUCCCUCCGGCGCCCCCCUGUGCCGCUGCCGCCCGGGGUUCCGCGGCCGCCGCUGCGAGCGCAACGUGGACGAGUGCAGCCCGAACCCGUGCGCCAACGGCGGCACGUGCCAGGACGGCGCCAACGCCUUCCACUGCGCAUGCACGCUGGGCUACGGCGGCCGCCGCUGCCAGGAGCGCGCCGACGCCUGCGCCUCGGGGCCGUGCCGCCACGGCGCCACGUGCUACACGCACAUCUCCGGGCACGUCUGCGCCUGCGCGCACGGCUACAUGGGCGCGCUCUGCGAGGAGCCGGUGCCGGGGGCGCGCGGGCCGCGGGUGCCGCCCCCGCCCCCACCCCCACCCCCCCUCGUGCUCGCGCUCGCGCUCGCGCUCGGGUGCGCGCUGCCCGCGGCCGCGCUGGGGGCGGCGCUGGGGCUGGCGGCGUGCGGGAGGAGGAGGAGCAGGGGAGAGAGCCAGCGCACCCCACGGCCGGGGGGAGCCCCUGCGCUGAGCCCCCCGGGCAGGGAGCAGCGGAUCCUGCCCCGGCCCUCGGCCACGCGGGUGUGA
Pezoporus flaviventris is the source of this 1828-nucleotide messenger RNA. It is a transcript of the gene DLL3, whose product is annotated as delta like canonical Notch ligand 3. Bases 17 to 1828 code for a protein of 603 amino acids. The record is from RefSeq and is a predicted model, not a curated record. Gene Ontology annotation, molecular function: calcium ion binding; Notch binding. The transcript has 10 exons. Lineage: Eukaryota; Metazoa; Chordata; Aves; Psittaciformes; Psittacidae. Gene Ontology annotation, biological process: Notch signaling pathway.